This is a messenger RNA of Stereum hirsutum FP-91666 SS1, 3337 nucleotides long. RefSeq lists its product as uncharacterized. NCBI's taxonomy places the organism in Eukaryota, Fungi, Basidiomycota, Agaricomycetes, Russulales, Stereaceae. The transcript is spliced from 18 exons. The coding region runs from base 303 to 3152 and encodes 949 amino acids. The record is from RefSeq and is a predicted model, not a curated record.
CGAGCUCGCUGUCGACGACGACGACGAUGCUUCAAGCCACGUCAUGGCGUUAUCUAAUCUCGGCAAGGUCCACGGUCAUGGUCAUUGGUCAUAUCGUGCUCAAAUCCAAUUAUGGCUCUAUCCGCGAAUUGACCCAUAGACUCGCUCUCCGUCGCGACUUCACCAUUCUCGUUCUCCGUGCUUUGGCCUCUUAGUCGGUUUGGCCUCUACCUCUACAUCGCUAGGUUCUGCUUAUUCUGCUUCCGUUUUAUUUUUUUGAGACCUCUUCAUAGUUGGUGAAGGGAGGAUAGUAGAAGCUGCAGAUGCAGCCGUUUCAAGUUCCCGAAGUCGAAAUCCCUGGACUGUCCGCGCACUCUCAAGCCUCAGGCUCGAAUAUGAGACCGAAGAACUAUCCUUCCGCCUCAGGUUCAAGCUCGCAUCUCCAUCCUCCGCCUCAUAAUGCCGCUCCCUCAUUCGCCUCGACCUCGACCUCGACCUCCACACCCGCCUCGACCUCCACAUCCAUCCCCACUUCCGCCUCGACCUCCACGCCCGAACUAACCGACUGGAAAACCCCAGUAUGGGAAAGAGCCAGGCCGACGGUGCGCAGGCUCGAGGAUGCGUUGAGGCAGGUGGAGUUGAAGGGGAAGAGGAGGGAGGGGAUGAAGGCGAAGAUUAAGGGUUUAUUGGACACAAGAUUGCCCAAAGUCUACAUCGCCAUCUACGGAGCCACCGGGAUCGGAAAAUCUUCGCUCAUCAAUGCGCUUCUUGAUUCACAUCUCGUCCCCGUAAACGGCACACGCGCCUGCACCGCGACGGCCACCGAGAUCUCAUACCACGACAAGGACACGUUCGAAGCCGACGUGAGCAUCGUAACCGAGGACGAAUGGAAGGGCGAGCUCCGGCAGUUGCAGUGGGAGCUGUGGAAUCCGGAGACGGGGACUAUUAGGCCUGUGGGGGAGUUGAGUGAGGAUUCGGAGGUCACGCUGUCGAAGUUCAAAGCCAUAUAUCCGAAUCUUGACGCAGAGCAGUUGUAUAACAUGUCGGACGAAGAAGUCCUCGCUUCUGAUCCCGGCAUCCGCGCCCUCUUCGGCACAACCCAACACUUCUCCGCCUCCGAACCCUCCACGCUCACCCGUCACAUCAAGCCCUACGUCGACUCCCAAGAAGUCCUCAAAACGAAGAAAAAGAAGAAGCCCGCGAAGCGCCGCAAGACUGACUCCGACACGAAUCCAAACGCAGAGGACGACCAGCGCGCGCUGUGGCCGCUCGUGAAGGGGCUGGCGAUGCGCUGCAAUGCGGACGUGUUGGCUUCGGGAGCGGUAUUAGUGGAUUUGCCGGGCGUGGGGGACGCGAAUGCGGCGAGGGAGAGUGUGGCGAAGGAGUAUGGGAAGGCGGCGCAUAUGGUUUUUGCGGCGCCGAUUGGGAGGGCGGUGAGUGAUAAGCUUGCGAAGAAUCUGAUGGAACUGCUUAGAUAUGAUCCGCGCAAGAUCACCAUCGUCACCACGAAGUGUGACUUUAUAGAUCGGAAGGAGUACCGAGCCUCGGACGAAUGCGACGACGAUUUUUUCACGGAAUUGGAUGAUCAGAUGGAAGCAUAUGAAGGGAUGAUUGAGACGUUGAUGGCGGAGAGGGCGAAAGUGACCGGCCCUGCCCAAGACGAGUUCGACCAGAAGAUCAAACAGAUCCGAGCGAAAAUUGACGGGUUAUUAGCCGAAGAGACGAUCUUGUGUUCGAAGCAGAGGUCGGAGGUGGCUCGUGUGGCAUUGCAGUCCCAGUUCAAGAUCGACGCGCGCAAACAUUUUGAAUCUCUCAGGGCGUCUGCGAGUCAGUGUGUAGGCAAAGAUGGGACCCAGGUUAAAGUUGAAAUGGAGGAGGAUUACGACCUUCCCGUUUUUACUUGUGCCUCGGUGGACUACCAACGUCUCCGUUCUAACGAUCCAAACGACCGCCCAUUAUGUUUCACUAACCUAGCCGACACCCAGAUCCCUGCCCUUCGCGAUUGGAUCCACGAGCUCACCGCUCGCGCUCGGCUCGAUGCCACCAAGACUUACAUCGCCGACCUCGAUGCGUUCGUGAAUACCGUGACAGCUGUAAUCAUGAAGAACUCGUCGGACGUGCCGCUCGGUGUGCUGGACCUGAAGGAGAAGUGGGAUACAGGAGAAAGGGUGCCGGGCACCGAUGCUCGCGGGGUGCCGAAUUCGAAUUCGACGGAGAGGAAACCGGGAAAGAUCGCGAGGGCGUUGAUUACGAAAUUCGAGCAGGCUUCGGAGGCUAUGAGAGAGGAUUUGGAUAAGCUGUUCGAGCAGUACCUCGUCAAUGCGUUUCAGACCGGGGCGGAUAAGGCGAUCGAACAAGCACCCGCACUGCUGAAUGAAUGCCUCGACGUCCCAUGGCAAACACUUCGUGCCUGGAUCCGUCGGAAGGGAAUCAUCCGCCGAAAAGACUACGAUAAGGAAACCAAGGAACUAAAGGGAAAGCUCCGCCUGCGAGACUUCAACAAAGAACUCAUGGAGCCAUUCAAGAAAAGCGUCCAAGACCCGUGGAUCCUCGUCUUCAAACAGGCACGAGACGAGAAUGGCAACGUCUUCAAUCAGGUCCGAAUGGAGGUCGAGUUCCGGAUCCGGAUCAUCAUCAACGACGUCUGCAACUCGACUAAAGACCCGGAAGUCAAACAACAGGUGGUGGGCAAGGGUCUCGAAGAGGCGUGGAUGAAAGAGAUGCGUGCCGCGCUGACGUCGAUCGAGUCGAAUGCGAGGGUGAAGUUGAUGAAGAAACAGAAGGAGUAUUCGCAGGAUAUGUCGGCGAGGAAGUGGUUGCUGCCUGGGUAUGAAGGGGCUAUGGCGAAGACGGGCCCGGGUUGUAUGAAUAUGCAGAAGACCUUUUUCAGGGAGUACUUCCAUUCGCAUUACAAGGAAGGAUUUGAUGACACCGCAGUCGACAUCAUGACGGUCCUGCAGAAGACUGCAUCUGAGGUUGCCUCUCAGACAGACGCCACACUCGUGGAACUAGCCUGCAAGGUUGAAGACACCAUCGCCCUCCUGUGGGAAAAGGUCCCCAGUAAUCCGGCUCAGCUUCAAGCUCGUCGCGCAGCGAAGAAUGUGUGCGAUGAGCUACGGGGCAUGAUUCAGACCUGGGAGCGCCCCGCGGUUGUUGCGAUGGACGUGGACUGAUACUUUAUUGCGUGUUAUUUUUUUGUAUAUCUUCUUGCAUGUAUUUUUAGAUCCCUGUGCUUAUUGCUCGUUCACUGACAGUCGAGAUGUAUUCCCGCUACUUUAGUAGUGGGUCUUACAGGAAGUAUCGUUCGGUUUUUGGCUUGUAAUGCGACGACCUUCCCUAUAUGGUAGAUGCUGACCAA